Molecule: messenger RNA, 570 nt
Organism: Penicillium cataractarum
Lineage: Eukaryota; Fungi; Ascomycota; Eurotiomycetes; Eurotiales; Aspergillaceae
Product: RNA polymerase II mediator complex head subunit MED22
Exons: 4
Coding region: 1-570 (189 amino acids)
Biological process (GO): regulation of transcription by RNA polymerase II
Cellular component (GO): mediator complex
Molecular function (GO): transcription coregulator activity
Source: RefSeq, a predicted model, not a curated record
AUGGAGAAAGCUCCCUCCACCCCUCCUCUAAACCAGUUACCCUCCCUCGACGGCGACGACGACUGGGACAUCCCGCCAAGAUCCCAAACCUCUGAAGAUCUUCCCCUCAGAGAAAUGGAUAAAGAUCAACCCUUCAAGCAGAUGCACCAACGCAUCAACUACGAUGUCUCUCAGCUGCUACAGCGCUUUGAGAACAUCCUGGCCACUGCCAGUGCCGACAACAGCAGUCACACUGCUACGGCCGUGGAGGCCAAUCAGCUGGAAGUCGAGACCGACGGGCUGGCAAGCAUCCCCUCCAAACCCGGCAAGAAUCUCGAUCACGGAGAAUCCCGCGGGGUCUCUGCUAUCCGCGCUGCUGAGGACAUCCUCAGCCUCACUCGCACCAUGAAGGAGGCCUGGUACUACGGCAACCUUGACACCCUCGGCGAGAACGAGCAAGAUGUCCAGCGCCGCAAGAAGCUGGAGGAGGACGUCCAGGCGGUCGAGAAGGCUGUCGAGAAGGGUGUCCUUUCGAAGCUCUGCCCCGAGGAGAAGAAGCCAGUUGAGGACAAGGACAAGAAGCAGGGCUAA